GCAGUUCAUUAUGUGUACACUGCACCUGUGCAUCAGAUUCUCCCUGUGGUUUUCGGUUGUACCCACCAAUAAUAAUUAUUGCCAAUCUUGUCUUGCUUCUUUGCUGCCAACUGAUGAAACAAUGAGAUGCUGGGUGAUGGCACAAAAAUCACAUUGCAAGCCAAGAACCACAUUGGCAUCACAUGACAACUCAAGAAAGAGGGAUUCUUGUUGUCCCCUUCGUCUGACCAACCUCUGGGUAUCCAUGCUGGUUUAUAAGAAGAGGGAGUCUGAGGAUGAAUCCCCAUCGGAUACACAUAUUUCCUCUGAUCAUCUUCAGCAGUCACACAACUUGAGUGAUCCCCCCUACUUUUGGCCAGGAGCAAAUAUGACAUCCCAGCCUUGCAAUCUCCGUUCCAUUAGCAUGCCUUCCAGACCUCACCCUGUGAUAUUUAGAGUUGAAGAAGAUCUGUGCAAGCUUAGGACUUUUGUAGCAACAUCUUCUCCUUCAUCGCCACAGAUGAUCUCCGAUGGGCUAAGAGAGCUUGCGGCUGUGUAUGAAUCUAUCAAGGAGGUUCUUCGCUUGCCAUGCAACCACUGUUCCUUGCAGAAGAAAUGGCUGGAAGAUGAAUUGGAUGGGUCCGUCAGAUUGCUGGACUUGUGCAGUGAUUUGAAAGAUGGCUUGGCUAUGAUCAAAGAGCACAUCAAAGACCUUCGGCUGGCGCUCCGAAGAAGAGAUGUUGCUGCAGCAGAAAGAACAGUGAAUGCUUACCUUCGUUUUACCAAGAAGGCAGACAAGGAUGUGAAGAACUGCUUCAGAUCAUUGAAGGUGGAGGGAAAAUGUGCGCACAAGGACUGUGGAAAACCAAUAGUGAGCAGGCUCUUGAUGGAACUGAAGGCGAUCACAUUGUCUCUCAUCCAUCUAGUGCCGUCUUUCUUGUCAUUGCAGGCAGGACGACCAAAGACAGGAAGGUGGUCGUUUGUCUCCAAGGCAUUGAGCAAGAAGCAAGUGGCAUGCGAGAGGGAGCAGGAGGAUGGAAAUGGAAUUGAAAGAUCAGAUUUGUUCUCACUGCAUGCUUCGCUGGAGUACAUAUCCUGCAAAGAUGUUGGUGACGGCAGGGUAGUAAAAUUCCACGAUCAAUUGCAAAUGCUAGAGGACAACACUAAAGAUCUUGAGAGUGGAAUAGAAAGUUUGUUCAAGCAGCUAAUUCAGAGCAGAGUCCAUCUUCUUAACAUCCUAAGCUCAUAAGUAGCUCAUGAAACCUUGUAUGCUAUGAUCAGCAUCCAGAUUUUAGGAGAUCUGCUGAUCAGUGUUAACAGUUUUGUACAGUAAUCUGUAUACUAUUAAAAUCCAAUACGAUCUUCUUGUUGUCUCAAGAAUUCACUCAGAUUUCUUAUUCAAGUCACUGCUUACACUGGAAAUCCUCAAGGCAUCGCAUUUACUUCUCUAUGACUGAAAUUAUAACUUCAAAAACUCUGAUAAAAAACAGUCCAAAGUCCAAACAUCCCAUUGCUUAAAUUUUAUGAUUGCCACACAUGUACUUAAAAGACACAUACAUGGAUUCUUUUACUAAUUUCUGGUUGUUGGUUAUUGCCUUAUUUUCUAGUUUGUAGUCACUAGGAUACUUGAUCAAGUGCCCUUGCUUUCUGGUUAUGGACUAUUGCCCUUUGCAAAUGUGUCUUGUAAUUAGUAUACAUGAUUAUUUUCCAUUUAAUCUUGACCUUGGCAUCAA
This is a messenger RNA of Musa acuminata AAA Group (dessert banana), 1712 nucleotides long. RefSeq lists its product as uncharacterized. Lineage: Eukaryota; Viridiplantae; Streptophyta; Magnoliopsida; Zingiberales; Musaceae. Bases 11 to 1228 code for a protein of 405 amino acids. Gene Ontology annotation, biological process: shoot system development; root development. The record is from RefSeq and is a predicted model, not a curated record. The transcript has a single exon.